Messenger RNA from Thermothielavioides terrestris NRRL 8126, 2257 nucleotides. RefSeq lists its product as uncharacterized. Gene Ontology annotation, biological process: ergosterol metabolic process. Bases 271 to 2094 code for a protein of 607 amino acids. The record is from RefSeq and is a predicted model, not a curated record. NCBI's taxonomy places the organism in Eukaryota, Fungi, Ascomycota, Sordariomycetes, Sordariales, Chaetomiaceae. Gene Ontology annotation, cellular component: endoplasmic reticulum membrane. The transcript has a single exon. Gene Ontology annotation, molecular function: ergosterol O-acyltransferase activity.
CUGCCGGCAACUAUUUAUUCCAGCGUUGGAUUCGCAAAGCAGGACGGCGUAAGCGGGGAAGAAGGUUGUUGAUAAGGAUACCUCAGUGGUUGCUGUCCCGCAUCACUCACUCCCACCGACUCGCGUUCGCCAUGGCGUCCACGUCGGCCGAUGUCUCGGACGGUCCCGGCGACCACGUUGUGCGGCCCCGGCCCCGGAAGCCCAUCCAUUCCCAACUGUCUCAUAUCAGCAGUACCUCCGAGCCCAACGGCACGCUCGAAACCCCCAGCAAUGGCCAUGUCACGGAGACGACGAGGUAGGCAGGCUGAGAAUACGUCGAGCUACCCUGUUUUCCGUGGAAGAGGGCAAUCAGACUCACUCACUCCUGCGUGCUUUUGCAGUGGCCGCUCGACGCCCGUUCCCGUCGAUGCACCCCCCUCGGUCAAAUCCCUCUCGACGGCCCGCAAACAGGUGCGCGCCGAGCGACGCCGUCGCAUCUUCCCGACCAUUGAGUUCGCGAGCCGUGUUUCUCAUUUCGACCCCAACAGCGACUAUCGCGACUUUCAUGGCUUCUUCAACCUCUUCUGGAUCGGCCUGGCCAUCAUGGCCAUCACUACCAUGCUACGCAAUAUCAAGGAUACGGGAUAUCCGCUCCGCGUCGAGAUCUGGAGCCUGUUCACCGUCAAGCUGUGGCACCUGGCCAUUGCCGACUUUCUGAUGGUCGCGAGCACUGCUGUUUCUCUGCCUCUGCACAGGAUCUUCCGCGCUGCCUCGGCAGAGAGCCCACUGACGUGGGCAAAGGGGGGCAUGGCCAUCAUGAGCGUCUAUCAAGUCGUGUGGCUGGCGGUUUGGAUAGCCGUGCCUUUCCUGCUGGACUGGACGUGGACCGCCCAGGUCUUCUUGCUGCUCCACACCAUGGUUCUGCUGAUGAAGAUGCAUUCGUAUGUCUUCUACAACGGCCACUUGAGCGAGACAGAGAAGAGGUUGCGUGCCCUCGACGAUCCCGCCACUGCAUCGCGUGCACCGGCCUAUAUCUACCCGUCCGCGGACAACCCCAUGGGCACGACGGUCAGCCCCAACAGAGCCGAAGCGAGGGGAAAAGGCAAGGGUGCGGACGGCGGCCUCGGGGAUGCCGAUGAGGUCGCCCAGUUGCGCGAGGAUUUGGCACGAGAGCUGACCAGCCCCAUCGGCAACAUCACUUAUCCCGCGAACUUGACGUGGGCAAACUAUUUCGACUACCUUUGCUGCCCGACCCUCUGCUACGAGAUUGAGUACCCGCGCAAUGACCGCAUUGACUGGCAGAGCCUCUUUUCCAAGAUCGUCGCCGUCUUUGGCUGCAUCUUCCUCCUGACCGUCAUCUCGGAGGAGUUCAUCCUGCCGGCCCUGGUCGACGCCUCUCAGCGACUGGACCCGUCGCUGAGGAGCGCCGACUCGCCGCUGACGGCCCUCGAGGUGCUCCUCGUCCUCGCCGAGACCAUCUCCUGGCUGCUCUUCCCCUUCAUGCUGACCUUCCUGCUCGUCUUCUUCGUCAUCUUCGAGUACGUGCUCGGCGCCUUCGCCGAGCUCACGCGCUUCGCCGACCGCCACUUCUACAGCGACUGGUGGAACAGCACCGACUGGAUGGAGUUCUCGCGCGAGUGGAACGUGCCCGUCUACAGCUUCCUCCGCCGCCACGUCUACAGCGCCAGCCGCCCCCACAUCGGCAAGGCCAACGCCACCGUCAUCACCUUCCUGAUCAGCGCCGUCGGCCACGAGAUCGUCAUGGCCUGCAUCACCAAGAAGCUGCGCGGCUACGGCUUCGUGUGCCAGAUGCUGCAGCUCCCCAUCGUCAUGCUGCAGCGGACGAAGUGGGUCAGAGGCCGCAAGACUCUCAACAACGUCUGCUUCUGGUGCAGCAUGAUCCUGGGCCUGAGCUUGGUAAGUAAACCCGCGUGGUCUCUUCCAUUCAUGGGACAACUUCCGUGGCUGACAUCUUGCUUGUCCUGCAGAUCUGCUCGCUCUACGUCCUGGUAUGAAGCAGCGGGACCCAGUCUGCGCUUGCCUCUUCCAAAACGAGACCGUGUUGUGGCAUUUGGCAUGCACCGGCCCAAUCCCCCAGAAAGAAAGGGGUCGUGAGGGAACCACUCAGUUGCGCUGCGCUUGACCACGACUUGACCGGCACAUCCGAAUGGGGCGUUGCGAAGGCAGACAACUCUCCCAACUCAGACGGGGGAUUCAACCCGUCCAUAACCCCGGUUUCGACCGGACAUGAUACAUACGCUGACGGUGGCUCCGACGG